Molecule: messenger RNA, 811 nt
Organism: Mauremys reevesii (Reeves's turtle)
Lineage: Eukaryota; Metazoa; Chordata; Testudines; Geoemydidae
Gene: RPL19
Product: ribosomal protein L19
Exons: 6
Coding region: 61-738 (225 amino acids)
Biological process (GO): translation
Cellular component (GO): ribosome; cytosolic large ribosomal subunit
Molecular function (GO): RNA binding; structural constituent of ribosome
Source: RefSeq, a predicted model, not a curated record
UCCGUAGUGGAGCGAGCCGGGAUCGGAGCGUAGGGGCGGCGCUGUGAGCGGAGGGGUGGAAUGGUACGUCCCACCCCCCCCGCGCUGAUAGUGGGAGCGGCCGGCGCUGCGGCCUCCUUUCCUUUCAGCGCUAGGGCCGCCGCCGCCAUGAGUAUGCUCAGGCUCCAGAAGAGGCUGGCCUCCAGCGUCUUGCGCUGUGGCAAGAAGAAAGUUUGGUUGGAUCCUAAUGAGACCAAUGAGAUUGCCAAUGCUAAUUCUCGUCAGCAGAUCAGGAAACUGAUCAAAGAUGGUUUGAUAAUCCGCAAGCCUGUGACUGUUCACUCCCGUGCCCGAUGCAGGAAAAACACCUUGGCCCGCCGAAAGGGCAGGCACAUGGGCAUCGGUAAGAGAAAGGGUACAGCCAAUGCCCGUAUGCCCGAGAAGGUGACCUGGAUGAGGAGAAUGAGAAUUCUGAGACGUCUGCUUCGCAGAUACAGGGAGUCCAAGAAGAUCGACCGCCAUAUGUAUCACAGUCUGUAUCUGAAGGUCAAGGGUAACGUGUUCAAGAACAAGCGGAUUCUGAUGGAGCACAUUCACAAACUCAAGGCAGACAAGGCUCGCAAGAAGCUCCUGGCUGACCAGGCCGAAGCUCGCAGGUCCAAGACCAAGGAAGCCCGCAAGCGCCGUGAAGAACGUCUGCAAGCCAAGAAGGAAGAGAUCAUCAAGACUCUCUCCAAGGAGGAGGAAACCAAGAAGUAACCUUCUGUGGCUGUUCUGUGUACAUAGUGCUCUCCAUCAAAGGGUGUUAAUAAACGUUCCACAUCCAAACCUA